This is a messenger RNA of Portunus trituberculatus (swimming crab), 7404 nucleotides long. Its product is annotated as protein tiptop-like. NCBI's taxonomy places the organism in Eukaryota, Metazoa, Arthropoda, Malacostraca, Decapoda, Portunidae. The coding region runs from base 334 to 3444 and encodes 1036 amino acids. Gene Ontology annotation, biological process: regulation of transcription by RNA polymerase II. The transcript is spliced from 3 exons. The record is from RefSeq and is a predicted model, not a curated record. Gene Ontology annotation, molecular function: DNA binding; DNA-binding transcription factor activity, RNA polymerase II-specific. Gene Ontology annotation, cellular component: nucleus.
ACGUUUAGAUUCUGACAACCUGGUGCAGCGGGAGGAUGUGCCGCCAUGCGAGCCGCGCACUGGCAUGGUUUUAGGCGGUGUUGCAAGGGUUAACUUGCAAUAUUCAUUGUGGUUGGAAUAGGCGUGUGCAUGAUCAGUGGAUACAUGUUGGAUACAUAAUGUGUCAGUGAGUGUAGAAGCAUAAAUUUUACGAUGAAGCUGUGAGCAAGUGCGUAUGUACUUGGAAGUUGGAGAUUGCAAUAGUUUGGUAUUGUUGAAGUGUCAUUGUUCCAAGUCUGGAAGGAUUCACUCGACCUCUGCUGAGCUGCGCCCCAAGUGUCGAGUCCAACCAAGAUGCCACGAAGGAAGCAGGAUUGCCCUAAACGCAUGAAAUGGGAGGAGUGCGAGGGCAAGGAGCCUGGUGUGGACGGCGAGGUGGGGGAUUCCCCGAGUUCCAGUCCCAGACAUCGCAGGGACAGCGGAAGUGUUGCCUCGCGGGAGGGACUUUCCCCUAAGAUGUCUCCCCGCCACUCCCCCCGAGAAUCCCUCAACUCAUCCCCAGCGCACAUGGUCUCGCCCCGCGCCACACCACCUGCACUGCGCCCGCUGAUCUCAUCCCCCUCCUUCAUGCGAGGGUCCGACAACGAGGCCGAUAUUCUCGACUUUUCGCUACGACGAUCUCCGGCCUUCAGCAAGGACGAACAGCUCACCAUGUCAGCCAGGUCCUCUCUUGCUGGAUCGCCGCCCCCUGGCCUCCACCGGCUCGGGGACUCGCCGCUGGACUUGUCAGUCCCACGCAAGAGGGCUGCAGACGCCCUUCUUGAGGCAGCGCAGGGAAAGAUGCAACAGGAUUUGGCCAAGGGACUCAGCAGUUGGGGCAUCUCUCUGCCGCCUCACAUUGCCUCAGCUAUGGCUCUGAGGCCCGAUCUGGCUGCGCUGAAGCCUGAGUUAGCCCUCUGGAAUGGCAAACUUAAAGGAGAUGGUAUAUCAACGAAGCUUCCACCGUUCCCCAUGGGUCCCGUGCCGCCCACACCUUCAGAAGGUUCAAGAGCUUUAGAACGGAUGAGUGAGCUCAGCAAGCUCGGUGGGGAAGCUGGAUUAGACCUGUUUCGUGGCGGGUUAGGAGGCAGUUCCGGCCGGGCGACUGCCUGGCAAAGUCACUGGCUAAGCAAAGGCCAGGAUGCCACAAAGGAUGUCCUCAAGUGUGUGUGGUGCAAGGCUUCAUUCAACACACUGGCUGAACUCACCACGCACAUGAAGGAAGCCAAGCACUGUGGAGUCAAUCUGCCGCCACCCAUCCCGCCCCCGUCGUCCAGCUCUUCCUCCAUCCACACUCACCUCCCUCCUCAGUACACACCCAGCAAGGCGCCCUCCUCCAAGCCACCCUCCUCUUCUUCCUCGGUGGCCUCAGGCUCUUCUUCGUCGAACGAUCUAAUGUCGAGCAUCAAGGAAACAAUGCCUUUGCCCCGGAAGCUUGUUCGAGGACAGGACGUGUGGCUGGGAAAGGGCGCAGAGCAAACCCGCCAGAUACUCAAGUGCAUGUGGUGCGGCCAGAGCUUCAAGUCCCUGGCUGAGAUGACACAGCACAUGCAGCAGACGCAGCAUUACACCAACAUUAUUUCUCAGGAGCAGAUAAUCUCGUGGAGGUCUCCCGAGGACAAGACGCCCAGCCAGAGUCACGUGAACGCCGUCUUGACCUGCAAGGUGUGUGACCAGGCGUUUGCUUCCCUCAAGGAGCUCAGUAACCACAUGGUGAAAAAUGCCCACUACAAGGAGCACAUCAUGCGCAGCAUUACUGAGUCGGGAGCUCGACGCAGACAGACACGAGAGAAGCGCAAAAAGUCACUACCGGUGAGGAAGCUACUGGAGCUGGAGCGCGCCCAGCAAGAGAUGCGUUCGUCGGGAGAUCCCAGCCGGAACUUGAAGGAGCAGGCUGGAUCAGGCCGCAUCUCGUGUGAAAAAUGUGGAGAUAAAAUAGAAACUUCCUUAUUCGUGGACCACAUCCGCAACUGUGUAGGUGCUUCUUCACGUGACCUGCUCAAGUCGGCGCUCCUCUCCCCUGACAGCGACUACAGCAACAAACUCGACUCUGCCCCCGAGACAGACAGUGAGGGCAAGAAAACUCCUGAGAAGACACCGCGUGACAGCCCAAGGGAAAAAGAGUUCGAAAAAACAAAGGGUCGCGGUGCGUCAGAAUCUCCUUCAGUUUUAAACGCCCUCGAGAAGCUGAUUGAAAAGAGCUUCGACUCUGGGAAGGGCAAGCCUGGCGCUGGGCCGCUUGGCUCCAGCAUUCUCCGACGACUUGGUAUUGACGAGAGUGUCGACUAUUCCAAGCCGCUGAUGGACCCACAGCUGAUGGGCAUGUACGCUACCUUCUCCAGACUGCACGGUGGACAUCCACACGGGGCAGGCACUCCAUCGACCUUCAAUCUCCCGCCAUCGUUCAGCUCCAGUGACAGAGGUGGAGGACUAAGAGGCCUAAGUGACUCCAUGAUGAGUCCAGGUGCAGAUUCUGACACCCGCGACACAUUUCCCCGGUCACCGUCUCGGCCCGGGUCGCGUCCUGCCUCAACAGGCUCCAUAACACGUGAUGGGAGCGGCAGCGAGCGAUCCUUGGAGUUACUGCGGCCUGACAGCCACCCCGCCAUCACUCCAGAAGAGAUUGCGCCCACUGAGAACGGUGCCGACCACUCAGAUAAUGAACAGGAGAGUCUUUGCGGCAGAGAAGAAGUGAAGCAGGAGCCACCAGAAAUAAAUGGAGAGGUCAGUGACCAUGAGUCUGUGUCGGCCAGGGAGGAGGUUAGAGUCAAGGAAGAAAUACGGGUGAAAGAAGAAUUCAAAAUGAAAGAGGAGGGUGAUGAAGAAGAAGAAAAUGAACUCACUCCAGACGCUGGACGCGAAUCUCCAACAGGCCGACUGAUGGGAUCCCCCGCCGGCUGCAGCAGCAGGUCUGAAACUCCUCAUUCCGAAGCCAGUGUGGGAGGACGUUCCGGAUCCGGCCUCGGGGCGGGUGGCCUUGGCGGUCUCUCGGCCCUUCUUGGGGGAGGUGGCGAGGGCUCCUCCUCUCACCCACUGGCGGCGCUGCAAAAAUUGUGUGACAAGACAGAAACUCAACCACGUGCGCCGCCAGUUAGUGGAACAACGACCGGUCCUCAGACAAAUCCUGGAGCGAUCUUGGCUUUUUCUUGGGCGUGUAAUGAUGCAGUGACUGCUGAUAGCAUCAUGAAGUGCGCUUUUUGUGACACUCCUUUCAUUAGCAAGGGAGCUUAUCGGCACCAUCUCUCAAAAAUGCACUUUGUAAAGGAUGGUGUUAUCCCUGAGAACGCCGCUGCGAAGCCAACCACCAACAAGCCACCCCCUGCUACUAGCAAGUCGGCCACGCCCCCAGCGCCCCCGGUGGAGGAGUCACCUCACUCCAAGUUCCUGAAGUACACGGAGCUGGCCAAGCAGCUGUCCAGCAAGUAGUGCAGGCCUCUGCUUCGGGGUGGCUUCUCUUCUCCCCACACCCCCACCCGCGCCCGCCAAAGACCCCCCGCCCCCGCCCGCCCCGUGUACAGUGUGGCGUGGCUCGUGUGUACAGUGUAACUAUUUAUCCUUCGUGAGAGCUUGGUGGCCCCUGUAGUCUUGUGAUACCUGGCAGCUUGGAGGCGGCGGCGGCCGGGGUCCCCUCAUAUCACCCGCCUCCCGGGACUGUCGCUACCGGCGGGCGCUGCUCCCGUCCCCCGCCCGCAGGAAAGACACGUGCCAACAAUCAAAACAACCCGCAGAGUACAAAGUGUGUGUUGUGGGCGGGCUGGGUUGUGGCCACGCCCGCAGUAGCGAGGGAGCCCGCGCCCACAGCCGGCCUGGCCCCCGCGGUGCCAGGGCCCUGCAGGCGGCCGCGGGAGGGCGCGGCGCCCCCUGCCCCCGGCACGCCCUCGCCUCACGCUGUGUAUCUUCACACCGCCCGUGACGAUUUGAUCGUCCCGGGUCGUCGCAAACUCUUAAUCGCUCACACUUGCUGUCACUUUUUUCACAUAGUUAUUAAUAUAUAGACAGUGUAAGAUUUAAGCUGACAAGGCAAUGAUCAAAUUGAUUGUUGAUAAUUAUUUGAAAACAUCAAUGAUGUAACAGUAUCAUUCUUUUUACAAUAUCCUGUCUUUGACUUGCUGAAAGUGAUCUCAAUGCUUUUAUCCCUAGUGUAAAAAUGCGCCUGACCAACGCAACGGAUCGGCGAGGCUCGAGACUCACCAGCCGGGCCUCGUCCGGCGCGCCGAGCAGCGUCACUACCCCGUGCCCCUUCCCCCCCCCUCAACACACACACACACACACACACACACACACACCUGUGUAUAUGUCACCUGAAAUGUUAGCACAGUUGACAUACAUUUAGUUACGUGUGCAGUUGAUCCAUUUCUUGUGAUGCGUAGCACCACAGCUCACCCAUCCACAACACAUCCCAAGAGUCACGUCACCACCACUCGGGUAACACCUCCGAUCCCACUGCACCCGGUAGCGGCCACCCGCUGCUGGUCAGCCGCACCUCGCUCUUACCCUCCCGCCUGGCCUGACUCCUGCGGGUGUGAGUCGAGCUGCCUCCUCGGUAUCCAGUCAAGCUCUCAUCUCGUAGUGAUGUAUAAAAGGGACUUAGGCCGCCAUGUUUUGCUCUCUAAUUUCGCCACUAGUGUGUAUUUGACUUUUAAACGUGUUGAUUAUGAUCGAAGAUUCAGAUGCAGGAUUAUUAUAAGGUGUGCCGCCGCCUUCCUUGCCACGCCCUCUCCUUGCAGAGCGCACCGGAUAAUUCAUCCUUAAUGAGGUACCGCCUAUCUGAAAUGAGUUCCACGAUUCAAGGCGUGAGCACGGCGGCUUCAAAGGCAAGCCAGCCAGAUAUGUUGCGCAUCAAUCAUGAAGGCCUGUUGAUCGCCCAGUCCAUCACCGCGACUGUCUAGGUGCCGCCCCGCCUCCGACCCGCCACCGGAAGUGAGCAAAAGCAGCAAUAUGCCGUAAAUAAUUCCUCAAGGUCGUCAUUCAGACCAACUGUGCAACGUUCGUUGAGAUUCAAUGGAAACAUAUAUUUUUGUUCAGAGUAUAUUCUGCUUUUGAAAUUUAUUGGGAAAAUCAAGUAUUAAUUAUCUUACACCAGUGUAUGUUACUGUACAUCCCGCACCUCCUCACAGGAAGUUCUCCUAGCACAGGUUGACUUGAGGCGUGCGGGAUUUCCAGUAGGUGCCUGAGCUGCCUGGAGCUGCCUCCUCUCUACGUAAAAUUAAAUAACAUCUUGGAGGGAGCCACGACCUUGAGCUGUUAGAGCGGCCUCAACAGAUAUAAUUUUGCAAUGAUACAUGCUGCCACCAAUACAAAGGGUGGAGGAGCAAGGCAGCGUGCACUCGUCAAGCCCUUCGCAUCGCGUGGUAAUCAGGGGUUGUCAGGUGUGAUUUAGCAGCGGGCCGGAGCCACGUGAAGAGCAGUCGUGCAUAGAAGGCGUCGCGUUCCUCACCCCCUCCACCUUAUACAUACGCAGCACGCCCCUAACUUGACCCUAUCUCGCCUCGCACUCCCUCAGCACCUGCAGAUUUUAACAAGUUCGGACUUAUCCUCAGUUUGCCGUCCCCUUCUCCCAUCCCACAAACAUACGCCUGCCCUGCAUAGCCCACGCGAGGCACAAGCACUCUCAGUCACAGAUUGGCAAAAAAAUUAUAAAUUUGUGGCAGACUCGGAAUUAUCAAAUGUCAGGUUACAGAUGCUCAUCCGUAAUAAGGACGUUUGUGCAGUAACAGUAAUAGAUUUCUGAUAUAUACAUACGCACUUUUCUUUAGACAAGUUGCCGCCUAGACCCUCGCUAUCCCUGAGAGCCAGAGUACAUUAUUCUCAAGUCCAGCUGUUCCACGCGUGAUCAAUUGUUUACGGGUGACCAACAGGAUUUUUCAUGUGCAAAUUUUAAUGAGAUAUCUCCAUACAUUUAACGCUGCAGAGAUGACAUGUCGCUUUCCUGGUGGAAAGAGAAGUUGAUGUCAUGAGAGAGAGAGAGAGAGAGAGAGAGAGAGAGAGAGAGAGAGAGAGAGAGAGAGAGAGAGAGAGAGAGAGAGAGAGAGAGAGAGAGAGAGAGAGAGAGCACUACUGUCAGAACUGUUAGUGGCAGGGAGGAGCGGGACGGAGGUGAGCGCGGAGGGAGCAGGAAGGAAGCUGAACAGAGUAGUCAGAGCACGCCGUCAGUGUUUUGGCUCGGAGCGGUGCGCGACACAGGGAUCCACAUAAUAAACUGUACGUAGGCCUCACACCCUUCCUCCCCAUGCUGUGCUAGUUAUCAUGUAAAACUGCACUUGAUAUUAAAGUAUGAAGUGAUUGUAAACUAAUAUUUUUGUAUAAUCAUUUCUUAUUUACGUGAGCUGGGACUGACUGCUCUGAGUUGUUGAUAUUGGUCAGAAUACUUAGCGUGGCCUGUUGUGUACUUAACACCCCGUGCGACGCUGCUCGGCGCUGAGGCCAAGGUUCCGCCCCGUCGGGAGGAGCCUUCGUCGUCGUGGUGGUGGAGCUGGAGGCCUCCUGGCGCAGCGCGUUGUUCCCUGUAAAAGGAGAUUUUGACAGUCCAUACUUGAGUGUCCAAGUGCCAAUUCAACUUUCAUUAAAUAUACGUAAUAUUGAAUUUCUAUUGACAUAAACGGGGUCUUUCCCUGAAAUAUGAACCUUUAAUAAUUGAUCUGUGUAUAUCUUGCUAGAAUUGGACCUAAUCCUGAUACCUAUUUCUGUAAUAUUUAUGUUUUAUUCAAGCUUGAAUCUUCGGAUCAAAGAUCUGAUACGUAAUUAAGAACUCUACUUUGCCAAACUACCAGUGAUCUUGAAUCAGGUUAUUAUUUAAGUUCCGUUUCUUUCACAUGUAUCAGUUGAAAUUUCUAUACUUUUCUGAAGCUUAGCCGAAUAAGACCCCAUCCCCCUCUGAAUCAUUCCUGUACACCCCAGUGAGAUACGAUAAGCGUUGCUACACUGGCCUGCACCCGGGCCAGUGUACACACGACACCCACAACCUCUUUCUCUGUACACUGAAGUUCAUCGAGGAUAAUAGUAUUUCAGGUGCUCAUGGUUCACUUCUUGUGUACAGUAUCUAAUGUAAACAAAAUUUGGAUUACAUUACUUAACCAAAAACACUGUGUGGUAACUGUGAAUAGCCUUGAUGGACUUAUUUGCAUUUUUUAUCAUUUUAUUUUUUAUCAUUAUUAUUAUUUGUGUCAAUGUGUGCGUGGUGAGGGGGCGUCUCAGCCGGCCCUCCUCCCGCCCUCUGCUAGGAACCUGUAUACCAGCAGUGCCCGCCCUGGACACUGCCCUCUGUGCUGGCUACUGAGUUCAUUGUUUUUUGUACAGUUCAAGUACCCUAUUUGUAAAUUAUUGCGUUUUUUCCUCUCUUGAGCUUCCAGUUGUAAAGUUACAAUAAAUAAAAAUAAAGUAUCUGGA